Messenger RNA from Diospyros lotus (date-plum), 1842 nucleotides. RefSeq names its product ATP synthase subunit beta, mitochondrial-like. Gene Ontology annotation, molecular function: proton-transporting ATP synthase activity, rotational mechanism; ATP binding; ATP hydrolysis activity. Lineage: Eukaryota; Viridiplantae; Streptophyta; Magnoliopsida; Ericales; Ebenaceae. The record is from RefSeq and is a predicted model, not a curated record. Bases 1 to 1641 code for a protein of 546 amino acids. Gene Ontology annotation, biological process: proton motive force-driven mitochondrial ATP synthesis; proton transmembrane transport. The transcript is spliced from 9 exons.
AUGGCCUCGCGAAAGCUCCUGCCUUUGGUCCUCCGAAACUCCCUCCGCCGCUCCGCCGUGAUCGGGCGCCAGCCUCUGUCUCGCCCUUCACCUGCGGGGCUUCUGCUGAGGCGCGGGGUGGGCUACGCCACCUCCGCCGCGGCUCCGGCGGAUGCGCGGGCGCCGCCUGUGAAGCCUGGGUCCGGCGGCGGGAAGGUGACGAAUGAGUUCACGGGCGCCGGCGCCAUCGGGAAGGUAUGCCAGGUGAUCGGCGCUGUGGUGGACGUGAGAUUCGACGAAGGGUUGCCGCCGAUCAUGACGGCGCUGGAGGUUCAGGAUUUCCCGGUGAGGGUGGUUCUCGAAGUGGCGCAGCAUCUGGGCGAGAACAUGGUGAGGACUAUUUCCAUGGAAGGCACUGAAGGGCUUGUUCGAGGCCAGAAGGUCCUCAAUACUGGCGCUCCUAUUACGGUCCCAGUUGGCAGGGCUACACUUGGCCGUAUCAUGAAUGUUAUCGGAGAGGCUGUUGAUGGGAGUUCUGAAAUCAAAUCCGAUCAUUAUCUUCCCAUCCAUAGAGAAGCUCCAGCCUUCGUCGAGCAGUCGACUGGACUAGAAAUCCUCGUUACUGGAAUCAAGGUUGUGGAUCUCCUUGCUCCAUAUCAAAGGGGUGGAAAAAUUGGGCUGUUUGGUGGUGCCGGCGUGGGGAAGACAGUGCUUAUUAUGGAGCUAAUCAACAAUGUUGCCAAGGCUCAUGGCGGUUUCUCUGUGUUUGCUGGUGUCGGCGAGAGAACCCGCGAGGGCAACGAUCUGUACAGAGAAAUGGUUGAGAGUGGUGUCAUCAAGCUUGGUGACAAGCUAAGCGAGAGCAAAUGCGCUCUUGUAUACGGCCAAAUGAACGAACCUCCAGGCGCUCGCGCUCGCGUUGCACUUACUGGACUGACAGUCGCCGAGCACUUCCGAGAUGCCGAAGGCCAGGAUGUGCUCCUAUUCGUUGACAACAUCUUCCGCUUCACUCAGGCUAAUUCUGAGGUGUCUGCCUUGCUGGGUCGCAUUCCAUCAGCUGUUGGUUACCAACCAACCUUGGCUUCAGAUCUUGGCGGCCUUCAAGAGCGAAUCACUACGACUAGGAAAGGCUCGAUCACAUCGGUCCAAGCUGUGUAUGUGCCGGCUGAUGACUUGUCUGAUCCUGCCCCUGCCACCACUUUUGCGCAUCUAGACGCGACAACUGUCUUAUCCCGACAGAUCUCAGAGCUUGGCAUUUACCCUGCUGUGGAUCCCCUGGACUCAACAUCUCGCAUGCUUUCUCCUCGCAUUCUAGGAGAAGACCAUUAUGGCACUGCUCUUGGUGUACAGAAGGUCCUCCAGGAUUACAAGAGCCUUCAGGACAUCAUUGCCAUUCUGGGAAUGGAUGAGCUUAGUGAAAACGACAAACUCGUUGUCGCUCGCGCUCGCAAGAUUCAGCGGUUCUUGAGCCAGCCAUUCCAAGUUGCAGAGGUGUUCACUGGCUCGCCUGGCAAGUACGUCGAGUUGAAAGAGACUGUCACGAGUUUCCAGGCUGUUCUGGAUGGGAAAUACGAUGAGCUUCCCGAGCAAGCGUUUUACAUGGUUGGGGGAAUCGAAGACGUGCUCGCGAAGGCAGAGAAUAUCGCUAAGGAGAAUGCAUGAUUUUUGUUUUCUCAUUUGGUAGGUAAGAGCUAUACAUUUUUUUUGUUGGGUGGUGGUGCCAAUGUGAACUGGCCACACUGCUAAAGUUUUCCUUCCUGGAGAUGACUGUCACUUACAGUGCAAAUUUUUGGUUUUGUUCUUGUUUUUGUUGAGCUAUUUCCUUACUUUAGUUGGAUAAAUACAAACUACCCGCAUUCGUUA